CGCCGAGACAAGUCGAUGAUCAUCUUCCUGCCUCGCCAACUGGACGGGCUUGCGCUGCUGGAGGAGAAGCUGACCGGAGACCUGUUACUGCGCUACGUGGACGAACUGAAGGAAGAGCGCGAAGUGGCCAUCAGCUUGCCACGCUUCUGUGCUAAACAGGUCGUCAAUAUGAAGGAGACCCUCUCCUCCAUGGGCAUCAAAGACGUCUUCACGGGCUUCGCGGACCUUUCGAGAAUCGUGGGCACCAAUGGAUACCACAUCUCGCAGGCGAUGCAAUGCGCCGUGGUAUGCGUCAAGGAGAAGGGGCAGAAGCUGAUGAAGCCAGAAGGGGGAAGCGAAGAGCUGACCCAGUUUGCCGUAGACCGCCCUUUCAUGUUCUGUGUGGUCGGCAGGAAUCCGGACGUCAUCUUACUCAUGGGCUCCGUGAGAGAGAUACAGCUGCCCUAUAUAUGACG
Molecule: messenger RNA, 455 nt
Organism: Rhipicephalus sanguineus (brown dog tick)
Lineage: Eukaryota; Metazoa; Arthropoda; Arachnida; Ixodida; Ixodidae
Product: serpin B3-like
Exons: 3
Coding region: 16-453 (145 amino acids)
Molecular function (GO): serine-type endopeptidase inhibitor activity
Source: RefSeq, a predicted model, not a curated record